This is a messenger RNA of Lacerta agilis (Sand lizard), 1003 nucleotides long. It is a transcript of the gene CIMIP6, whose product is annotated as chromosome 3 C2orf73 homolog. The record is from RefSeq and is a predicted model, not a curated record. The transcript is spliced from 5 exons. NCBI's taxonomy places the organism in Eukaryota, Metazoa, Chordata, Lepidosauria, Squamata, Lacertidae. The coding region runs from base 74 to 1003 and encodes 309 amino acids.
GCGGCGUUUGAAGCUGCGCGCCCUCCCACGCUCCUCUCCCCCUUCUCUCCCCCUUGGGUGCCAGGCCAGCAUCAUGUUGUACGAGAUCCUGGAGAUGGGGCGGCGGAAAAAGGGGCCGCCGCGCUUCAUCCCAGAUUCCUACAGAGUACUUAACCUCGAGUUCCCAGAAAGGUAUAAGGUGCUAGCUAAAACCGAAGAGGAACAUAUGCCAAAGGAACAUCAAUAUAAGCUGGAAUGCCGUAAUAACCCUCAGCCGAUACACGCAAAAUGCAUCAAGCUCAACACCAAGUUUUUAAAUAAGCCAAUAUUGUAUAUGGACACAGACAGCACAAAAGCAAAUCAGGGUCAUUGGUGGCCGAGCAGCGAACCUUUUGUCGUGCCAUGCCCUAAACCACCUUAUGACAAGCAGAGCACUCAAAGAAGUCAUUUCCAGAAGCCAGCCUGUAGAUUGAUUCGGCCCGUUAAGUUCGACAAUACGCGGCAACCUUCGCGUGGAAUAGUUCCACUCGCAGCUCCUCCGUUGCCGGGCAGCCUUCCGAGAAUUUUCCAAGAGCAGAUCACUUUCAAAUACGACUACAAUGCCAGAGCCACGCCCUGCAUCCCCUAUCAAGGGAAGAAGCGCGGCGCUUUUGUGUGGACGAAGAUAAAACCGGAGAAGGGGGAGUCGGUUCCUGAGGGGACCAGAGCCCAGCUGGGCGCCGGGGGACCGGAGCAGCUAGAACAGCCAAAAGCAGAGAAAGGGGACUCGGCGGAAAGCUGCAUGACCUCAGCCGGCCUCCGCUUGCCAGUCCCCCCAGAGAUGCCCCCAGACUCCAACCUACGCUUAUCAAAAGCAGAUAGCUGCACAGGAGCCAAAACAGAUCCCAAAGCCCCGGAGAAAGGACAGGAGGGGGGUUCAGGGAUUUCUCAGGCAGGGGAGGUGGAUGUGGGCCAUCCCUCCGGGGAGAAAAGGCCUCUCAGCCCACCAGAGGCCGGCUGCCUUGAGAAACAGCAGGAGGACUAG